Molecule: messenger RNA, 598 nt
Organism: Racocetra persica
Lineage: Eukaryota; Fungi; Glomeromycota; Glomeromycetes; Diversisporales; Gigasporaceae
Source: the annotation of a GenBank genome assembly
AUGAAUCCAAAACAUCUCUCGGAAAAUUCAAAAAAGCAUCAAUUUCCUUCGAUCAGUCAAUGGUGUCAAUUUAUAAGAGUUCCUUCUGUAGAUAUUCAUUCUGAUCAUCUAAAUAACAAAAAUCUCAAAAAGAAGGUCGAUUUUUAUGCUGUUCUACAAUUCCUUUCUACAAAACAUUCUUCAAACUCUUUACCAAAUUCUUCAACUUCUUCAACUCGUGUCAACAAAAAUACUGAAAUGUCUGCUGAUCGAAUUGCUCACAUAUUUUGCAAAAUUUUCUCAAAACGUUGUCCGAAACUUCAUCAAUUAUCCGUGGAUUUGGUUUCUAGGCGUUGUAAUUUAGAUGAAUUUCCUUGUAAUUCUCUAAACUCAAGAUUAUCCGGUUUUUCUACUAAAUUUUUUCGUCCAAAAUUUAAUCAUUCUCAAUUAACUCAUCUAAUUUGCACUACAAAAGUUUCAAAACGUGAUCUCUUUACUACUCUAGCAAAAGACGCUCACAAUAUCUCAAAACUUGAUGUUUGCAUAGAUUAUUUAGACCAUAAUCAAUACUUUUGUGAAAGAAUUAUAGAUGUUUCUUAUGUUGAAUUAGAAGCUUUAA